This is a messenger RNA of Chenopodium quinoa (quinoa), 2235 nucleotides long. RefSeq names its product phospholipase A(1) DAD1, chloroplastic-like. Lineage: Eukaryota; Viridiplantae; Streptophyta; Magnoliopsida; Caryophyllales; Amaranthaceae. Bases 536 to 2197 code for a protein of 553 amino acids. Gene Ontology annotation, biological process: lipid metabolic process. The transcript has a single exon. Gene Ontology annotation, molecular function: glycerophospholipase activity. The record is from RefSeq and is a predicted model, not a curated record.
UUUUUUUUUUUGCAAAGGAUUGAUGACAUGUCAUGAGUAAUAACUAAUCUAUCUUUGUAUUUCUCAUUGCAUUAUCUAAUUACUGUUAUUUGUCUUAUUCUUCCCUCCUUAAUUCUCGUGUAAAUUUCCAAAGAGGAAUGUAAUUUAGGGAUGUAGGGAGUAUAUGGUUUAAAAAUUAAAAAAAAAAUCAAGAGAAGAAAAUUCAAUUAAUGAGAUUCUACUCGUUUAGUGUCACUCUCACACUAGUCACAAUCACACUCUUGUUCCAUUUUAUGCCUUUUCCUCCUCUACCCCUCUCCAACUCCUAUAAAUUUGGCAAUGCUUAAACUCUUCAUUCCCAAACAUUAUUUUUUGCUACAUAACAGCUACUCUUCAACAUUAGCUUAUAUGUAAAAAUCCCCUUAAAAAAAAAAUAUCAUCAUUCAUUAAUAACAAUAAUAAUAACUUUAUUUCAUAUCUCAUCAAAUCGUAUAAUAUAUAGUUUUUUCGUACGAAUAAUAUCAUAGCAGCCCAAAUAUAUAUAUAUUUAUAUAUAAUGAGGCUGUCUAUGAAGUCAUUUGUAUUGCCUUACGAUAUCCCUUCUUCCGGUAUAACACCGCAUGUCCCCACGCAGCAGCAUUGCAAUCUCACUAAACAAACUCAACAACUUAUGAUGACUUUUCAGUCGUCUCAGCAGUCCCUCCUUCAUCAUUCUAUUAAACCGACCACGACAACGACGACAACAGCGACGACAACAACGAGUAAGUCGGGUCGUGGAGUGAGGCAAAUGGGCUCGCCCCGUGUUGCUGAUCGCUGGAAGGAGUAUAUGGGGGCGAGGGAUUGGGAAGGGUUACUUGAUCCACUUGAUGAGAAUCUUCGAGAUGAGAUCCUCCGGUACGGGUCCUUUAUUGAGGCUACGUACCGGGGGUUCAAUUUUGACCCUGAAUCACCCUCUUUUGGGUCAUCUAAGUACAAGAAAAAGUCUUUUUUUCAAGAUUGUGGGUUGCCAACACCCGGGUUUCGGCUUACCCGACACCUCCGGGUUACUUCGGGGAUUCAAGUACCCGAAUGGGCCCAAUCCAGCUGGUCUCCGGUGAAGACCAACUGGAUUGGGUACGUGGCAGUCUGCAAUGAUAAGGCGAUGAUUGACCACCUGGGGCGCCGGGAGGUGGUCAUCGCCUUACGUGGGACCGCCACGUGUCUAGAGUGGCUAGAGAACGUACGAGCCACUCUAGCCCCAGUCCCAGUCCCCAGGUCCACAUCUUUAAAUAAUGACAAUGUGGACCCGCAGGACUUAGAUGGGCCCCCAAUGGUAGAAAGUGGGUUUCUGAGCCUAUACACUACUGGCACCGACAUGUGGCCCAGUCUCCAGGACUCAAUAAGAAUGGAGGUUAGUCGGAUCCUUGAGCUCUACCAAGACAAGCAGCCUCUUAGUAUAACCAUCACCGGCCACAGCCUCGGGGCUGCCCUCGCUACGUUGGCAGCCUACGACAUCAAGACUACGUUCGAGCGGGCCCCACUCGUGACCGUGAUAUCCUUCGGUGGGCCACGAGUGGGAAACCAAAGCUUCCGUUCCCUUGUAGACAAGCAAGGGACAAAAAUAUUAAGGGUGGUCAAUCCAAGUGAUCUCAUCACUAAAGUACCCGGGUUUGUUACUGAUAAUAAUGAAGAGUUUGUCAACAUAAGUAAUAAAAGUACUAGUCCUGUUAAAGAAAUCGAGGAAAAAAAUAGUAAAAAUCCUCGCAAUAACAAUAACAAUAAAAUUAACUAUAAGACUAACCGUCCUGGUAAAAUUAAAAGUAACAUAAUUAGUCGAGCAUGUAAAAUAAAAAGUAAUUGUGAUAGUAGCCAUUUUGGGUUAGGAGAAGUUGAAAGUAGAAUUCCUAGUAACAAUAGUGGUUCCAAAAAAAUAAACCAAUUGGCGGAAUUAUGCUUGAAUUGGAUCCAACAAUUUCGGGUGGAGGACACACAGUGGUGGGUGUACGCCGAGGUGGGGCGUGAGCUCCGGUUAGCCAACAGCGAAUCAGAGCAACUAUCGUACUACUUGGGAAACAUGGACGUUGCAAAAUGUCAUGACCUAAAAACAUACCUUAACUUAGUGGAAGAUUGUCCACUCAAAAAUCUUGUUAGAAGGUCCUUGAACAAACUCUCUGAAAGUUGUAGUGUUCAUAAAAAAGAGACUAGUGGUAUCUUUGCAUUGCUUUGUAAACAAUUUUGAGACAUGUUAAUAAUUGUACAUAUAUCUUACGUAUAGAU